Physeter macrocephalus (sperm whale) is the source of this 1082-nucleotide messenger RNA. It is a transcript of the gene CLDN24, whose product is annotated as putative claudin-24. The coding region runs from base 141 to 812 and encodes 223 amino acids. The record is from RefSeq and is a predicted model, not a curated record. Gene Ontology annotation, biological process: bicellular tight junction assembly; cell adhesion. Gene Ontology annotation, molecular function: structural molecule activity. Gene Ontology annotation, cellular component: bicellular tight junction; plasma membrane. The transcript has 3 exons. Lineage: Eukaryota; Metazoa; Chordata; Mammalia; Artiodactyla; Physeteridae.
AAACGCAUUUCAGAGCGCCCAAAGAGUUAACGACCAAAACUUAUAUUCCCCAGGCAGCAUCGAACCAAGAUCGUCACACUACUGUCCACCACAAGACAGCAGCUCCUAUAGAGGUGGCAAGGGUCCUAAGAUUCGUUGCGAUGGCUUUAGUCUUUAGAGUAGCAAUGCAAUUCGUUGGAAUUUUGCUCUCUCUGCUGGGAUGGGUUUUAUCCAUUAUUACAACUUUUUUGCCACAUUGGAAAAACCUCAACCUGGACUUAAAUGAAAUGGAAAACUGGACCGUGGGACUCUGGCAGACCUGCGUCACCCAAGAGGAAGUGGGGAUGCAAUGCAAGGACUUUGAUUCUUUCCUGGCUUUGCCCGCUGAGCUCAGGAUCUCCAGGAUUAUCCUGAUUUUAAUGUUCCUCUCAAACGGCCUGGGAUUCCUGGGCCUGCUGGUCUCGGGGUUUGGCCUGGACUGCUUGAGAAUUGGAGAGAGACAGCAGGAUGUCAAGAGGCAGCUGUUAAUCCUGGGAGGAAUUCUGUUCUGGACAGCAGGCGUCACAGCCCUUGUUCCUGUCUCUUGGGUCGCCCACAGGACAGUCCAGGAGUUCUGGGAUGAGACCGUCCCCGAGAUUGUCCCCAGGUGGGAGUUUGGGGAGGCCCUCUUUAUCGGCUGGUUUGCUGGAUGUUCUCUCCUGCUCGGAGGGUGUCUGCUAAACUGGGCCGCCUGCGGGACCCAGGUUCCCCUGGCUUCCGGCCACUAUGCAGUGGCAGAAAUGCAAACUCAGUGCUCAUACCUGGACAAUGGAACUGCCAAUCCUUCAGUGUAAGACUUUGAUGAGACCAGAGAGCUGUAUCUCCCUAUAUCAACUGUGAUGGAGGGUCUACAGGAUAAAGGGUUCUUUGUUAUGUAACUAUAUUUGUGAUGCUUACAUUUUCUCAUUAAAUACGUUAAAUAAUGACUUUUCUAUCCUAGAUACCCCAUCCCCCCCAAACCUGGAGAAGUAAGAAAGAGGCACAUCUUAUAUCUAAAAGAAAAUGAUUGUGGUUCCCCUGGCUUCCGGCCACUAUGCAGCGGCGGAAACGCCACCACACCGUCU